UGGGCGUGGCGCUCUCCAGGCUCACUUGCGGUUCUGCGCUUGGUAUUUAAAUAAGAGUGAGUGUGGGGUUUGCUGGUUUGGUACUGACUUUUAAAAAGGGCAUCUGCUUGCUGCUCCUCAAGUUUUCCCGGAAAAUGACGGCUUCUUGCGGGACGCGAACGACACCUCCCCGCUGCCAUGAGAGUCCCUUUUCUUCUUGGAGCUUUGCUGGGAUCCUUUUGGUGGCCCUUGUGCUCCAGCUACCCGCAUCCUCCGAUGCCUGUGAUGAUCCACCAAGAUUCCAAACUAUGAAGCUCACGAAUGCUUCUCAAGACCCUUAUAGCCCUGGGGACAAAGUAGAAUAUGAGUGUCGCCCAGGAUACAAGCGUCUCAUGCCGGCGCUUGCCACCACUGCUGUUUGUCAGCCUGAUAACACAUGGACACCUCUCCAGGAGGCUUGUACAAGAAAAUCAUGUCCACAACUAGGAGACCCCAUAAAUGGCCAAGUAAAUGGAACUUUCCUGUUUGGUUCAAAGGCUCACUAUGCUUGUAAUGAGGGUUUUUAUUUACUUGGAUCAGAAACUCUAUAUUGUGAACUUUCUGGAAAUGGUGUGUCUUGGGAUGAUGUGCCCCCAACUUGUGAAGUGAUUUUGUGUAAACCACCUGCAGAAAUACCAAAUGGAAAAUACACCAAUAGCCAUAAGGAUACUUUUCAAUAUAAUGAAGUAGUAACUUAUAGUUGUAACCCUUCCGGUGGACCAGAUGAAUAUUCACUUGUUGGAGAGAGCCAGCUGAUUUGUUCUGGGCAUGUUUCAUGGAGUAGUGAACCUCCUGAGUGUAAAGUGGUCAAAUGUCCAUAUCCAGCACUCAAAAAUGGAAACAUUAUAUCAGGAUUUGGAAGAAAAUAUUAUUAUAAAGCAAAGGUUCUAUUUGAAUGCCUCCAGGGUUUUUCCCUUAAAGGCAGCAACACAAUCGUCUGUGGAGCUGACAGUACCUGGGAGCCUGAGAUGCCAGAAUGUAUUAAAGUGCCGACUCCUCCCAGCACUAAACCUCCGACUCCUCCCAGCACUAAACCUCCGACUCCUCCUAGUACUAAACCUUCGACUUCGAGUCAUCCAGUGCCGACCCUUUCCAGUACAAUAUCUCCAAUUUCCACUGACUCAGGUGUCAAGCCUACGGCUGCUGCUCCUCCUGCUACUCUUCCAACCACAACUCAAUCUCCAGGUUCUCCAGGUUCUCCAGGUCCAGGAGCCAUUGCUGGGAUUGUUAUUGGUUCAUUGGUUGUCGUCUUAUUGGUUGGCGGCUUCGUGUAUGCAGUUCUUAAAAGAAAGAAGAAAGGCACCUACGUAACUGGUGAGAGCCCCAGAGAAGUAAAAUUUAUUUCUCUCUGAGAAGAAGAGAUGAAAGGUUUGCUUUUAUCAUUAAAAGGGAAAGAGAGAUUAAUGCUUCAUACAGCGUUUGCAAGAACAAAUCAACCACUUCAGAAGAGCAGACUCACUAAAUGGUUUCCACAAAUGAGUGUAACGCUUUGUCUUUUGAUUCUAGUAAAUUGUCAAGAUUUACAUUAAAUUUGUAUAGCUACUAUGAAGACAGUGUGGAGGUUCCUUAAAAAUUUAAAAAUAGAUCCUUACCAUCCAGCAAUUCCACUUCUGAAUAUAUAUCCAAAGGAAGAAAUCACUCUGUGGAAGAGUUAUCUGUACCUCCCUGGUUAUUGCAGCAUGAUUUACAAUAACGAAGAUGUGGAAACAACCCAAGUGGCCAUCGACGGAUCAGUGGAUAAAGAAAAUGUGGGAUACAGUGGAAUACUCCUCAGUCAUAAAUAAAUAAAUAAAUAGAGGAAUUCCUGACAUUUGCGACAACAUGGAUGGACCUUGAAGACAUUUUACUAAGUGAAGGAAGUCAUACAGAGAGAGACAAAUACUGUGUGAUGUCACUUUGUGUGUGUAAUCUGUAACAAACUCAAAAACCAGAUUUGUGGUUGCUGGGGGUGGGGGUGCCAGGGUGAGGGAAUUGGGUGAAGGUAGUCAAAAGAUGUAAGCUUCUAGUUCUAAGCACAUAUUGGGAUGUAAUGUGCUGCAUGGCGACUAAUUAUUAUAGUAAUAUUCUAUUGCAUAUUGGCAAAUUCCGAAGAGAUCUUAAUUCUGAUCACGAGGAAGAAAAAAAAUUUUGUAACUGAGUUGAUGGAUGUUAACUAAACUUAUUAUGGUAAUCAUUUCAUAAUAUACAUUAUCAAAACAUGCUGUGUACCUUAAACUUGUACAUUAUAUAUAUUGUAAAAAGCCUGUACAGAUAUGUAUAUACUACUUCAGCCCUUAAAAAUAAGCUAAUUGGAAACUGGGAAUUUGAACAAGUUUGACUUCCUUAAAAUUAUUUGUAACUUCUUGGUGAUUUAGAAAAGCCAUAAAAUUAAUGUACAGAAUUUACUCACCUUUUUUAAUAUCAAUAAGCCAGUCUAAGAAAUCAGUAGGAAUUGGGAAUGAGUUGCAUACUUCUGUAAAACUUAGAGGGCUCUAACACCCAUAACAGGAAUGCCAGCUUGGUACUAAGUGAGUACUGUGGCCUUGUCGUUUGCUUAAGGAGAAUUCCACCCCUUUGGAGACAUAGAAUCCACUGUAAACUCUGGCCUAGGUGGUUUUCUCUCCCUACCUGAAUAAAAAGUUGUCUCACUUAGUUCUGUAGGGAGUAAAUUCAUCAGAUAACUUCAAGUUGUAUCAGACUCUUAGUCUGUGCAUCGCACCUCAACUGCUAACAGGCGGAGUAAACAUCAAGCCAUGUAUUCCCGAAAAGAAAACUUAACUUUCUGUGCUGGUCAUUGGUCCUAGGAAGGGACAAAAAGGGCCUAGCUCAGGUAUCACUUUAUGCUCAGGUUGAAUAGAUCCCUCCCUCUCCUGGGUCCUCAUGCCAGGCAGGGUCGCUUUGAAAUGAGCCAGUGGGCAAAGGGGACUGCCACUCUAAUGCAGAUUACAGUUUUACAAGUUUUCUUUUAUACUUUUAUAUUUAGUAGCUCAUGGGCCAAAGAAGCAUUACCUUGAGAAGGACAUAUUUUGGGAAGCAGAGUGGACCAGAAUAAAUAUUGUUUUAUUCUAUAAAGACAUGUUUAUAAUGCACCAUAAGUGUUCUUCCGUUUGUAAACUCUCGUGAGGGACUUUAGGAAGUUAUGUUUAAGUAGAAAUAGACAGGAAUUCUGAAUUAAAUAUAGAGUUGUUUUUAUUGCUCCCAUUUUCACAUACUUAUUUUUGAGGAAUAUAUGGUGAUGGAAGAAUUGACUUUGUGUUUUAUAGUACCAUAAUGUACUAUAUAAAUGUUUUAUUACAGAACUGUAAACUUGAAAACUAUAAUUUUACUAACCAAUGGCACCCCAAUAAAUUUAAUAAAAUUUUAAAUAAUAAAAAAAAGAAUUAGCACUUGUUUAGAAGCAGUCUGUACUAUUUAUUUUUUAAAGUCUAAUUGAAGUAUGUUUCAACCAAAGAUUAUAACAAUUACCAAAGUAAAUUCACUUUUGUAAUAGUUUCUGCCUCAAAUUCACUUUCAAUUUAGUGUAUACUUGUAUGUUUGAUGUGUAAAUAUCCAUUAUGUUGUCAAAUAAUUUGUCAAAUAUAUGGGGAAGACAAUUUUCUCUAAAAAACUUUGUUUAUAUGACAGGGAAAGCAGCCUAUUUGAAUUGAAAGUUUGUUAAAACUGGAAGAAUGUAUUUGCAGUAAAAUAAGUCCCAUGUAUAGAGUAGAAGUCUUAUUCAUUUUUUGAAAACUGGAUGUCAAGUCUGGUAAAAAUAAAAUGAUAAAAUGUAA
This is a messenger RNA of Hipposideros armiger (great roundleaf bat), 3767 nucleotides long. It is a transcript of the gene CD46, whose product is annotated as CD46 molecule. The transcript has 13 exons. Gene Ontology annotation, cellular component: cell surface. The record is from RefSeq and is a predicted model, not a curated record. The coding region runs from base 135 to 1370 and encodes 411 amino acids. NCBI's taxonomy places the organism in Eukaryota, Metazoa, Chordata, Mammalia, Chiroptera, Hipposideridae.